Molecule: messenger RNA, 6912 nt
Organism: Knipowitschia caucasica
Lineage: Eukaryota; Metazoa; Chordata; Actinopteri; Gobiiformes; Gobiidae
Source: the annotation of a GenBank genome assembly
AUGCCUCUGAUGGUCCUCUGUCUUCAUGGUCCUCUGUCUUCAUGGGGCGUGACGGAGGCGCUGCAGGGCUGGUCCGUCUCCCUCUUCGCUGAUGAAAGCUGGACCGAUCUGGCGGGUUCAGACUUCGUGAUGGAUCUUUUGGCUGGAGCCGAGGCCGAGGUGCCACUCCCCCCUGGGACCCCCUCCUCAGUCCACUCGGAUUACCUCUUUACCCACGGAGACAGGAUGGUGUCCACAGAUCUGGACGGCUUUAUUCCCCCAGCCCCUCUCAUGCGAGCCCCUGAGCUGCCCGAGUCCAACCCCUGGAGGAGAGAGUACCCCCAGGAGGGCCGCGGACGCCAGAUCGAUGCUUAUGUGGAUGACCUGUUUGAGCCGGUGCUGGAUAAUGGACCUCCGGACGCAGAGCGAGUGGCUUUGCUGAACCGCCGGAUGCGAGGAGGCGGUGGAAUGGGACCAAUGCGCAGUGGACUUUACGGAGCAGGUGUCCCGAUGUCGAUGCCUACAUAUCCCAUGGGAGCACAAAUGGCUCCUUCGCUUCCCUUUGGCUCCAACCCGAUGAUGCCAGCCAUGCCAGCCAUGAUGCCACAGAGCCCCGUGAUGAACCCCAUGAUGAACCCCAUGAUGAACCCCAUGAUGGGCCCCUCUAUGGCGGACCCCCUGCAGAUGGCAGCCUCUCAACAGGCUUUUAUCAACCAACAAGCAGUUCUCAUGGCCCAACAGAUGACCAUGCAGGCCAUGUCCAUGUCCCAGCAACAGCAGAAGGAGCAGCAGCAGGAGCAGCAGAGGAAGCAGCAGCGUGUGAGAAGCCUGAGAGAGGAGAGAGAGGAGCAGGAGGAGAGAGAAGAGGAGGAGAGGAGGAGGAGGAGGCGCUCUCAGCGAAGGACUAGAGAACGCUCCAGAUCACCAUCUCCAGAGUCUCCUCCACCUCCUCCUAAACCUAAAGCCACGGCGCUCAAACGCAACACCAGUGUAAAGAGACGUGAGCCACAGCCAGAGAGAGAAGUGGACUUACCGGACCCUGAGGACCUGCAGUCUAUUCGUGAGAAGUUAGAUUUCUUUGAGACAAUUGGAGAGGGCAGCUCUGUGAAGCAGCGGCCGGUGUCUCCAGUGAGAAAACCCCGUUCUCCACGUCGGGCCAGUCCACGUCGGGCCAGUCCACGUCGGGCCAGUCCACGUCAGGCCAGUCCACGUCGGGCCAGUCCACCUCGGGCCAGUCCACGUCGGGCCAGUCCACCUCGGCCCAGUCCACGUCGGGCCAGUCCACCUCGGCCCAGUCCACCUCCUCCCCCUGUCAAACCCAGACCUAAAGAGAACACACCAAGACCCACAAAACCUGCUGCUGCCAAAGAAGAGCCCAGGCCCCGGCCCGAACCUGAGGCGGUCCCACGGCCAGAACCCACCUCCAACAUCAGAGAAAUCAUCAAACAGUUCAACAGCCGUCCUCCCUCUGAGCAAGUGCCCAUCGAGCCGGCGAGACCGAGUAAACAGUUUGUGAAGAAGACCAACCCCAAACAGGAAGCUCUGGACAAGUUAAAACAUGUGUCUCCAGCUCAGCAGCAGAAGAAGCAAUGGGCCCCUCCGCCUCCUCCCGUCAGGACUCAACAGACCUCCCCCAUGUCCACCAGGGGGCGCAGGGCUAUCUCUAACAACAUGAAGCAGAAACAGCGCCCUCUGGAAGAACUUUUCAACUCUCAGCGGUCAAAGCAGCCUCCUCCUCCUCCUGCUGCUCCUCCUCCUCCUCCUGCUGCUGCUCCUCCUCCUCCUGCUGCUCCUGCUCCUGUCUUCGAAGCUCCGCCUCCUCCUCCACCUGAGCCUGCACCUGUUCUCCAGAGCAUCCCUGAUCCCCCGGGUUCAGCCGCACCUGCUCUUGAUGAAGAAGAUGAAGGCAUUUCCUCUCGCUUGCACCGGUUCCUCCCUCAGAACUAUCUCUCCUUCUCCAAUCCUCCGGGAAAACUCUUCCUACGUAAAGAGGUUUUUUAUCCCAAAGAGAUGUUUAACCGGGCCUACAUCCUCAACCUUCUGUGUGAACAGAUCAUGAGGGACACUUACUCAGACGGCUGCCUGCGGAUCAGUCGGGAAGAGAGACGGAAGAUGAAAGAUCUACUUGCAAACUUCAAUGUCGGCACAACCAUAAGCACCGUCCAGGAUGACUUCAUGAAGAAGAGAAUCGUUAUUGCAGCUCGGGACAACUGGGAGAACUAUUUCAGCAGACUGUUCCCCGUCAGGGUGGACAGUCAAGAGGCUCAGAUUCUGGGAGUGACACAUCGUGGGAUCCGUCUCCUUAAGGUGGUCCGGGCUUCAGGCAUCAACCCCAAACACCUCCGACUCCUUCGUAGCUACAGUUUUGCAGAGAUGAUGUCCGUCGACCUUCGAGGGACAGAUAAAGUGGAGGUGGAGCUGAAAAGUGAGAGUAUGGUGCUGCAGUCCUCCAGAGCUCCACAGAUCUCUGCCAUGAUCCAGAUGUUUCUGCAGGAACUCAUUCAGGGCUCUGGUCACGUGGUGGCGCUGAAGAGUCAUAUGACAGACGACAAAAGCCUGCUCAGUUUCAGUCGGGGAGACGUCAUCAGACUGCAGGCCGUAGAGGGACUGCAGACAGGCUGGAUGUUCGGUUCCACCGGGGGGCGCUCUGGUCUCUUCCCAGUGGAACUCACACAGCCUUCUGCUGCUCCGGACUAUCACAGUCUCCACCUGGACCGAAGAGAUGAGAGGAGGAAGAGUAUGAGGAGCCUGAGGCCUCCUCCAAGGUCUGCUCCUCCAAGGUCUGCUCCUCCACAGGGGCCUCCUCCACAGGGGCUUCCUCCACAGGGGCCUCCGGACAGCAGAGAGCCCUCUGUCCACGGCUCAGUCCAGGGGUGGGAUCAGAACUCUCCUAUGGCUGAGUUUGCCAUGAAAUAUUUCCGUGCUGGAGUGGAAGAAGGGAGCACUUCGGAGGUCCUCGUCUAUACUGAUGCGCCGCUGCAGGACUCUCUCAUUCUUUACAAUGACGUGGAGAUAAACCAACAGUCUCUGGAUUGUUUCAACACGCUGCUGCAGUUCAUGGGAGACGCGGCGCUGCCAAAGAACACCAGUCAAAACGACUGCCUGCACUUCAUCUUACUGCUGGGGAAAGAGAACGAGCUUCUGAGAGACGAGAUCUUCUGUCAGAUUGUGAAACAGAUUACAGACAACCCAAACAUGGACAGCUGUACUCUGGGCUGGACGCUGCUGAACCUCUGCACUGGUUUCUUCUCUUGCUCCGGAACGCUACAGCCGUAUCUCUGUCAGCACCUGGAGCUACAGGCGCAAGAGACACACAACCCUUACGCAGAGUCGGCCUCUGUGUGUCUGGAAAACCUGCAGCGCUCGUUCUCUUUUGGAGGCCGUCGUACUCUUCCUUCUGAAAUAGAAAUGGAUGCUCUGGUGGCUGGAAGAAGCUCUCGGAGAAUCGGCAUCGUGCUGCCGGGAGGAGUGGACUUCCCGGUGAAGAUCCGCAGCUUCAGUAUGACAGUGGACGUAGUGAGCGACCUCUGCAGUGAGAUGGACGUCACGGAUCCGGCUGAAGUCAAUGAGUUUUCUCUUGUUGCCAAACGAGGAAAAGACGGCGUGGCGAGACCGCUUCACCCUGAAGAGUACAUCUUUGACUUCCUGGGUGAGGACCUGUCCAUGGUCCUGUGUCUGCGCAGACUGAUCUGGAGAAGUCCUCUGUCCUUCAACAACGAUCUUUACAUCGACUUCCACUAUCAGCAGAUGUUGGAGCAGUACUUGAGCCAGGACCUGCCUCUGGCCCCUGAGGGCCCCCAGCAGACGGCAGAACUGGCCGCUCUGCAGAGACUGUCUGAAGGGUUUCAGACUGUUCCAACUCUAGAGGAGCUCAGACACUAUGUCCCUCCUCAGGGGGCCUCCCUGGAGGACCUCCUCUCUCUCUGUGUGGGGCAAAUGUCACUCCUGCAGGGCCUCAGUCCUCAGGAAGCAAAAAUGCAGUUCAUUGACUUCAUGGUUUCUCGUCCUCUGUUUGGAUCGAGCCUGUUCUGGGCUGAUAAAGUGAGCCAACGUGGCGUCCCGUCUCCCUGCAUCAUCAGCAUCAGUCACGACGGCCUGAUCUUCGUAAACCCCAAGACCCAGGGGACCGUGUUCCAAAUCCCUCUGGAGGAGAUCCAGGCCAUGCGCACGGUCCGCCCAAAGAAGCACAGCAAACCUCCUGGAGUGGAAGUCGAUUAUGGAAACCCCGGCAGGCCCAAGAAAGUGUCUCUGCAAACCAAGCAGGCUAAGGAGCUGUGCCACAUCUUAGCGCUGCUGAUCAAGGAGCUGCUCAUUUGGCGCUCGACUGAAGCUCGCAGGGUUAAUGAGGAUCAUAACGAGAGGAGGCCGUUAGUCGACUCGGGGAGGUCCCACCACGAGACAGUCUGGACUCUGCCCCUCUGUGUGUCCUGGGACCAGCCUGGACCAGUCCCUGUAGCCCCGUCCCCUCAGGCCCCCAGUGGAGCAGCGCUGACGGGGCCACACCUGAGGGGCACGCCGGAUAAGAAGCAGGGGGAGGAUGCGGCGGCUCUGGGCCUGUCCACGGGGCAGGCUCUGGGGAAACUGCGGGAUCAGCUCACGGCUCUGUUAGAGCAGCACCAGGGCGCCAAACGACGACUCUCAUCUGCUCUGGAACGAUGGACGGACAGCUUCCUGUUUCAUGGCGACCGUCACUCCUGCCUGCAUUGGCCCGGCGUGGCCCUCACUCUGCUGGUGGUGUUGGGGUUCCUCUGUUGCUAUGGCAGCCAACCCAAGGGCAGUUCUGGCGUAGAGCUGUCCAACGCCGCUGCUCUCCUGCUCCUCCUGCUGGUCAACCUGCUGCUGGUCAGGCGACAGCAGAGGCUCCAGAGAACAGAGAUGGUCCGGCGCCUCAGAGCCAUCAUCGGCCAGCUCAACGAUCACCUCGGCGCCUGUGUGGGGGAGGUCUGCUGGGCCACGUCCAUGUACCCAGACCUGUACACGCCCUGCUCCCCGUCCUGGUCCCUCCACUGGACCUACCGGGACUCCCAGCUCGUCAACUGUCCCGUCAGCCUGCUGGUGGAAGGAGACAUCAUCGCCCUCAGACCAGGACAGGAGGCUUUUGCUUCUCUCAAAGGGAUCAAGGAUGACGAGCACAUAGUCUUGGAGCCCGGAGACCUCUACCCCCCGUUCUCCCCGCCUCCCUCCCCUCAGGCCACAGACAAGAGAGGGCCGCAGAGUCCCCAGCAUCACCGGCUCUUCAGGGUGGUCCGGACGCCUGUGCUGGACACUGUCGGAAGCGGUCUGGAGUUGGCGCUCUCUCGUCCCGUGACUGUUCUGGACAACGAGCGCUUCACGGUGCAGUCCGUCAUCACGAAGCUGGUGUGUCCCGUCGUUUUGACGGCCUUUCUGAUUGUCAACACGAUCCGAUAUUUUUGCGAUGCUCCCAGUCUGACGCCGCCAUGCUACAACUUCAUUCAGCUCCAGCUGAUGGGGGUCCUGCCCAUUCUGCCGCUGCUCUUCCCCGUCAUGUGGGUUUUGGUAAAUGCGUUCGGAGAGGCUCAAGUCCUGGCCGAGUUCAGCAAAGCAUCUCCAGCUGGUCUGCUUGCUAAGUUUUCUGAGGAUACACUAAGCAGCUACACCGAAGUGGUUUCCUCUCAGGAGAUGCUGCGCUGUGUGUGGAGACAUCUGGUCGGAGUUUUAAAGGGAGAUUCUCAAACACUGUGUUACACCUCGAGCCUUCUGCACACUCUUGGCUCUGUCACCGUGCUUUGCUGUGUGGAUAAGCAGGGCAUCCUGUCGUGGCCUAACCCCAGUCCUGAGACGGUCCUGUUUUUCAGUGGGAGGGUGGAGCCCCCACUCAACAGUCAGGACGACCUGGAUGACGACCUGUCCGUCAACUCCUUCUGCAGGAUGGACACAGAAGAAGACCAGGAUGAGGCCCAGGAGGGAGAGGCUCUGCUGUGUGAGCCUGCGUCCCAAGUGGAGGCUGUGGACCCCAGUGACAUGCCGCAGGACGCUGCUCCGUCUCUGGAAAACCUCAGGCCUCGGAAAAACGCACAGCCUGCGCACACUCGGACCAAACACCAUUCUGGGUCUAAUGUGAGCUUCAGCCACGACACAGAGGGAGGGGAAGACGAGCCAGGACAGGAGUCGGCUGUAGGCUGCCCCGAGGAUGAAGCUGAUGACUUUGUGUGUGACUACCACCUGGAGAUGUUGAGCCUGUCCCAGGACCAGCAGAACCCUGCGAGUAUCCAGUUUGACGACCUGUCCUGGCAGUGUCACCUGCCCUCCCUCAAGCCUCUGGGUCUAAACAUUAUGUUAAACCUGUGCAAUACCAACGUGACGCAGCAGCUCUGCAGAUUCUCUGACCACUUGUCCAACCUGGCUCUUCAGGAGAGCCAUGGCACAGUCCAGCCGGUCAGCGUGCCCUGGGGCCUCUGUGAGCUCUCUCGACUCAUCGGUUUCACACCAGGAGCGCGGGAGCUCUUCCAACAGGAGAACCAUCUGGCUCUGUACCAGAUGCCUUCAGGAGAGAAGACCAAGGAGCUCGCUUCUCGUCGACUGCAUUACUUUAUCAAACGGCAGCCUCCGCUCUCUCACAUCAUCUCCCUGUUUGUGAGGGACUCCUCCUCCAAUCAUGUCCAGAUGCUCUCCCAUGGAUCAGCUGACCUCAUCCUUGAGGCCUGCACAGACUUCUGGGACGGGACAGACAUCUACCCCCUGUCAGGCUCAGACAGAAAGAAAGUUCUGGACUUCUACCAGCGUGCCUGCCUCUCCGGUUACUGCUCAGCCUUUGCCUAUAAGCCCAUGCAGGUCUCUCUGUCCAAUCAGCUCAAUGGAAAAUGUGUGGAGCUGGCCCCGGGGCCGUGUGUGUUCUCCGGCCUGGAGCUGCCCUCCACCUUCCCCCUCAAACACGGCUCCUGCAGAAACAGCUGGAGCUCGGACGGUGCGUAA